CCUACACACGGCUGUCAUUCAUGGACAGCUCCGCUCCGUGCAGCCGGUCUUAAUUUAACAUUUUAAAGCCUUUAUUUGUUUGUAAUACUCUUGUGUAGUAGACGGAUAAAGUCACCAUCAUGUGGGACCAUGAAAUCAGAGCCAUGGCGUCCACUCACGCCAUCAUCGCCGCCUCGGUGUUCAUGGCCACCGUCCUACCUGCCGUGGUCAUGCCGGGCUUCUCGGUGUACGGAGCUCACCUGCUGUGGAUUUACUCGGUGUCCGCUGCAGUGACCGCUGUCAGUGUCGCCGUCUUCUGGCUGCUCGGCAUCACACCGCCCACCAAGAAGCACACUGUGGGAUACAAGCUGUCCAAGCUGGUUCGUUCCUGUCUCUAUUUCUUCCUGUCGUGCCUGUUCUUCCACACUGUGCUGGUUCUCUACGGAGCUCCGCUGAUCGAAUUUGCCUUAGAAACUUUCUCCUUAGCUGUGCUGCUGACCUCUCUAACCACAUUGAGAUGUCUCUGUGUGCUCGGCCCCAACGUCCAGGCUUGGAUACGAGUGUUCAGUCGCCACGGAGCCAUGUCUGUGUGGGACACCUGUCUACAGAUUACAGUGGCCUGCACAUUGGUAGGAGCCUGGCUCGGAGCCUUCCCUAUACCUCUGGACUGGGACAGGCCUUGGCAGGUUUGGCCUGUUUCCUGCAGCCUGGGCGGUAUGAUUGGCUUCCUGACGGGGCUCGUUGCUGCUCCGGCGUGGAUCCACUAUCAUCGUAAACAGCUUACCUACAAGUGCAAGUGAUGGACAGAUGUAUAUAUAUAUAUGUGUGCGUUUGAAUGUGACCAAGAGGGUGUUUCUUGUAUUCCUUUGACUUUUUCACAUUAUUUAUUAGGAACAUUCGCUCCGUUCUCUGCCUGUAGGAAAGAAGAUUUUUUUAUUAAUGAAGGCUGAAUAUGUUCCUGAAGAUUUCUGACAUCAAUAAAAGGAUUACUUCUGUAACACUGUGCACUUUUUUG
Molecule: messenger RNA, 994 nt
Organism: Scomber scombrus (Atlantic mackerel)
Lineage: Eukaryota; Metazoa; Chordata; Actinopteri; Scombriformes; Scombridae
Gene: pigf
Product: phosphatidylinositol glycan anchor biosynthesis, class F
Exons: 5
Coding region: 120-779 (219 amino acids)
Biological process (GO): GPI anchor biosynthetic process
Cellular component (GO): endoplasmic reticulum membrane
Source: RefSeq, a predicted model, not a curated record